AUCUUCACGCGCAACCGUCCCGCCACCCAAGCCGAGCCCUCGCAGCUCUUCCGCGCGCUGCAAGAGAUCGAGGUCCCGCACGAGGCUCCCCCCACCCCGCGCAGCGCCGGCACAGGAGCGGCACUCCGCGCGGUGCGGGUGCGGGUGUGGGUGGUGCUUAUGAGUGGUUCCGGCCCAGGGUGCUCUGUGGACGCGAAGCGUGCGCCCGUGGUCGUCCUGUCUCUGGGCGCGGACGUGGAGCUGACGUUCUGGCAAGAGGCGUCGACGCUACCCGGAGCACGCCCUGCAUCGAACUCGGACUUUGCAACAACGUAUCCGAAAGAAGAUGGUACCCCCUACGACGCUGAGGGGCUCCUGAUAGAAGAGUUGGUCGUUCAGACGGAGUUCCCGGCUGCAGCGGUUCCCAAAGUAGACAGCAAGACGAAGGGAAAGCCAAAACAGCUCGAGGAGGUUCUAAUGGUCACGCUCUACCAUGGCGAUAUGUUGGUUGUUGAGGGUGGUUUGUUUGAGUACUCGAUGAAGAAAGCGGGGAUGAGCAUUAGUAAGUGCAUCGAACCGUAG
Epithele typhae is the source of this 561-nucleotide messenger RNA. RefSeq lists its product as uncharacterized. The transcript has 3 exons. NCBI's taxonomy places the organism in Eukaryota, Fungi, Basidiomycota, Agaricomycetes, Polyporales, Epitheliaceae. The record is from RefSeq and is a predicted model, not a curated record. The annotation marks the transcript as partial.